UAAAUGAUUAACAACAGGUGUGAGGCACUAUCCAGGAGUCUGACGUGAACAAGGAAGCUGCACAAAGAAAAUAAAACCAGUCGGGCUGCUCUUUUGUGAGAGACACCCUUGCCUUACAACCAGUUACACAGGUGGCACUUCAGCACGAGAGCUGUGAGGUAAAUAGUAUUGGAGAAAAUGCUGAAGAAACUCUUCCUCAUUGCGGCCCUCUUGGCUUCUUUCAGUGUUUUGUGUUUUGCUGUGCUUCUUUACUAUGACCAAAGAGGCCAUGCAACUUUUUUAACCAGGCAGAAUGACAAGGGGAAUAGUUCUAACCAUUUAUUGUCAUGGCUGUUAAAAGACCAGGAUCAACAGGUUAGAGGAAUAAAGAGUGAGGACUAUAAAAGCUCUGAAGCGUCCGUGGAAAGUAAAGCUGCCAAAGAGAGUCAACCCUCCAUCAAAGCUGUCCAAGAGGAGACCCAGAAGCCUGCCCCUGUGAACAAGACCAUUGGACCCUGCCCUGACAUGCCUCCAAAUCUUGUGGGUCCUCUUCGUGUGGAGUUUGAACAACGGACUCUGGAUCAGGUGAGAGAGGAGGUCAGCGGUCCUCUCCAGACGGGAGGCAGGUUCAAGCCAACAGAUUGUGUCGCUCAACAGAAGGUGGCGAUCAUCGUCCCGUUCCGAAAUCGUCACGAGCACCUGAAGCACUGGCUGUAUUACCUCCAUCCCAUACUGCUGCGGCAGCAGGUGGACUACGGCGUGUACGUCAUCAACCAGUACGGAGAGGGAGUGUUCAACAGAGCCAAGCUGAUGAACGUCGGAUACAUUGAAGCGCUAAAGGAGUACGACUAUGACUGCUUCGUUUUCUCAGACGUAGAUCUGGUUCCUCUGGAUGACCGUAACCUCUACAGAUGUUUUGACAACCCACGACACCUGGCCGUGGCUAUGGACAAGUUUUCCUUCCAUUUACCGUACGAUAAAUACUUCGGAGGGGUUUCCUCAAUGUCAAAGGAGCAAUUCAUGAAGAUAAACGGCUUCCCGAACACUUACUGGGGCUGGGGCGGCGAGGACGACGAUAUCUACAAUCGGGUUGUCAUUCGUGGAAUGCAAAUUUCACGGCCCGACUUUCUGACAGGAAGGUACAAGAUGAUCAGACACAAGAGAGACGUGCACAAUGAGCCUAAUCCAAAGAACCCUGGAAAACUGCAAGGAACUCGAUGGACCAUGGAUAAAGAUGGGAUUAAUUCCCUUAAAUACACAGUCAAGGAGAUUGAGAAGGAUAAAAUGUUUACAUUCAUCACAGUGGACGUUCAGGCUCCACCGUCGUGAGGAAGGACUGAGGAUGUUGACUUUUUCUUCACUGUGUUUCACUUUAACUUCAAGACUCAAAACAAAAACAACCAAAGCUGCCUUGGGUGUCUUUGUCCUGGUGCUAUUCCUCCAAACCAAAUCACACACGUAACUUACUGAUAUGUCAUAAGAGAUCCCUGAGGUGAGUCCAUCAGAGCAUAACAGGUUCUUGCAGACAGUCAUGACCAUGGAAAAAACAAUGACUCAUGUUUGGGUUUGGUUUUUUUUAUACUCUAUUUUUUUGAACAGGCAUAGUUAGACAGCACAGCUCAGUGAAACAGAAACAAUAGGUCAUCUAUACAUCUUAUUUAUAAUAGUGGAAAUACAGUCAGUUCAUACAGUAAUGGCUUAUUAAACCCUCAAUGCUACGUACACAGUCCAUUUUUCCCAGUAAUGCAAACAUUUUUCUGCUCUAAGGUUUAGUGAGUAGGUCAUUUUUCCAUAUGUUCAAUACUAGACACGAUUUCUAUCCAUUCAGUCUCUGUUGGAGGAUUGGGUUGCAGCCACUUUCGUGUCACGGCCUUUUUGCUGGCUGCUAAUAAAAUCUUUAUCAAGUAUUUAUCCUUAACUGAGAGGUGGGCUGCGAUGUUACCUAGAUAAAUUGAUGAGAAUGAGCAGUCAAUCCCUGCUCCAAAAAUGUUUUGUAAUGCCUUAAUUACUCCCCCCCAAUAUGACUUGAUUUUUGGGCAAUUCCAAAAUAUGUGAAAGUGGUCUGCCAGCUGUUCUCCACACUCAUGUUUGGGUUUGUCAUAUUUUCUCUUGCUACUCCUCCUUUACUUUUCUAAUCAUGUAAAGAAUACUGCAAGAGCCACAUGUCAAUAGAGCUGUCAAUCAUCCCCUGUUUCAGCAUCAUAAACUUAUUUAAACAAA
Notolabrus celidotus (New Zealand spotty) is the source of this 2199-nucleotide messenger RNA. Its product is annotated as beta-1,4-galactosyltransferase 2-like. Gene Ontology annotation, molecular function: cytoskeletal protein binding; beta-N-acetylglucosaminylglycopeptide beta-1,4-galactosyltransferase activity. Gene Ontology annotation, biological process: protein N-linked glycosylation; carbohydrate metabolic process. The transcript is spliced from 2 exons. NCBI's taxonomy places the organism in Eukaryota, Metazoa, Chordata, Actinopteri, Labriformes, Labridae. The coding region runs from base 178 to 1308 and encodes 376 amino acids. The record is from RefSeq and is a predicted model, not a curated record.